Molecule: messenger RNA, 5418 nt
Organism: Zingiber officinale
Lineage: Eukaryota; Viridiplantae; Streptophyta; Magnoliopsida; Zingiberales; Zingiberaceae
Product: 1-phosphatidylinositol-3-phosphate 5-kinase FAB1A-like
Exons: 15
Coding region: 357-5177 (1606 amino acids)
Biological process (GO): phosphatidylinositol phosphate biosynthetic process
Cellular component (GO): endosome membrane
Molecular function (GO): 1-phosphatidylinositol-3-phosphate 5-kinase activity; ATP binding
Source: RefSeq, a predicted model, not a curated record
CUUUCUUUGCCCCUUCCCUUUAUUCUUCAUUUUUUUUCCAUCUACUUCUCCUCGUCGUGGCCUCGCUCUUGGUUUUCCCUUCCUGGUUCGGAGAAUUUCGAGUUCCUUCCCCUGCUCUUAUUCUUUUCGGCUUGAGCGCAGAGAGCUUCAGAUCGAGAGAAGCAAAGCUUGCCCAAGUGAAGCAGCAAAGGAUUCCUUUAAGGCGAACAAGGGCUUCGUGUCGACUCCCUGGAUUUCUUCAAUCCCGUUUAAACUAAAUUUGGAAUUUUGCUCCGGGGUCACAAAGAGUUUUCAUAUUGAUUGGUGAAGAGUUUAGAUCUAUUAUGGUUGGAUUCAGAUGAAUACAUUUGCUAAUCAUGUCUCCUAAAACAAACACUUCCAGUGAAUACCAGCCACGGCACUAUGAGUCCAGUCAGGGGAAGUAUGGUGAAGAAUCUUUAAUAAUGGAUGGUUCACUUAGUCGUAUGUCAAGUUGUGAGAGCUGUUCAUCAAGCUAUGGUGAUUUACAAACCACUCUGAAUGUGCAGUGCAGUGAUGCUCAUGAGCUUUCAUCUCACGGGGAGAAUGGCUUUAGCACCUUAAAAACUGAUAAAAAACAGAGAGAUUUUAAUGCAAAGCCUUCCCAUGAUGGAAGCAAUGAAGGUGGUUCCGGACAUCAAAUUUCAUCUGGAAAUUUUUUAUCAUCCAGUUCACUGGAGAGUACCGAAGAGGAUAACAAACAAAGCAAUGACCUUUUGGAUGAUUCUCAAUCCAAAAUUUCUAGUCUUGUUUUAAAUAAUAUAGAAAAUCACAUGGAUGGUGAUAUUCUGGCGUGGCUUCCUGAUUUUGAAUCAGAUCCUUGCAUCUGGGUACCUCCUGAACCAGAAAACAUGGAGGAUGAUAAACCCAGCAUUGCUGACAAUUAUGAGGAUGAUGAGUACAGCGGUUCAGAGUGGAAACAGGCUAGCUCUUUAAGCAGUUUGGAUGAGCAUCAUGGAUUCAUUCAAACUUCUAGAGAAAAAAGACAAAAGGCAAUGUUAGAUGCGAUGAAUGGGCAAUUCAAGAUUCUUGUUAGUCGUUUUUUGGCAUCAGAAGGUGUUACUUUUUCUGUAUUGGAUGAUGAUAAAAGUUGGGUAGAUAUUGUUGCUUCCCUAUCAUGGAAAGCUGCAUUGCUUGUUAAGCCAGAUGCUACUGAAGGGCGGGCAAUGGAUCCCGGGGCAUAUGUGAAGGUGAAAUGCAUAGCAUCUGGUACUCCACAACAGAGUGAACUGAUCAAUGGAUUAGUAUUUAAGAAGAACGCUGCUCAUAAGCACAUGCAGACCAAGUUCAGAAAUGCUAAACUCCUACUUCUUCAGGGGAUCCUUGGCCACUCGGCUGUUGGUUUAUCAUCAUUUAACUCCAUGGAGCAGGAAAAGGACUAUUUGAAGUCCAUGACUGAAAUGAUAGAGGCUUGCCAUCCAAAUGUGGUCUUGGUGGAGAAAAAUAUUUCUCGUGACAUACAGGAAUCUCUGAUAGAGAAAGGAAUAACUGUGGUGUCUGAUAUGAAACACCAGCGCUUGACAAGGAUUUCUCUCUGUACUGGUUCUCCUAUCAUUUCUUGUUCUGACUUUCCAUCAAACUUGACCCUUCCACAAUGCGAUUUUUUCCAUAUUGAAAGGUUUGUGGAAGAAUAUAAUAGUGCUAAUGAAGGUGGAAAAAAACCAAGCAAAACCUUAAUGUAUCUAGAAGGAUUCCGGAAACCAUUGGGUUAUACUAUAUUGCUGAAGGGUGCUGAGAGUGAUGAUCUGAAAAAGAUUAAGCGUGUCGUUCAGUACACAGUUUUUGCAGCAUACCAUUUGAUCCUUGAGACUUUGUUUUUUGCAGAUCAAAGAGUGUUUUUCACUGAUAAUAAUGCUGCAAGAAGAGAAAGUGGAAAUUUCAAUAAUGAACCAUUUCACUUUAUUAGAUCUGAUGCUACAGGGUACUUGGAUAACCAUGAAGGUUGUUUGUCUCUCAUAGCUUCAGAGCAAUCAGUAGAUGUUCCAAUAUGCAGUGGCUCAUUUGGUAGUUUUACAGAUGUGGUGACAUCAUCAGAUUCUCAUUUAGGAUAUACAAUUUCUGAAAAUUCUGGUAUUGUUGACACAAAUGUGUUAGACUCCUUCCAAUCUAGAAAUUUGCUAUCUCUUUUCUCUCCUAGCCGUGAAGACAAUUCUACUACACCUAAUUCUGAAUCUGGUUCAGUAGAAUUUGUCAUUCAAAAUACAGUAUCUGAUGGCAAAAGAACUGACCAUGAUGUCUCAGAGAACUCUGAAAUUAAAGAAGAGAAGCUAGGUGAUGGAGCCUUGGAUUAUAAGGACAAUGGGAUUAUUGGGGAUUCUAUUGUGGUUAAUAAUGAUGCCCACAUUUCUAAACAACAGAAUGAUGAUAUUGAGAGUGUGCUGGAUUCACAGAGUAUUUUGGUUUUACUUUCAAAACAGUGUACAACGAAAGCAACCAUCUGUGAUCAGAGUCAUCUUUCCCGUAUUAAAUAUUAUGGGUACUUCGACAUUUCACUUGGACGAUUUCUGAAAGAUUUGUUGCUUGAUAAGAAUAGUUGCACUUCUUGUGGUGAACCACCAGAGGCACAUGUUUUCUGUUACACACACCAGAAUGGGAAUUUAAGUGUAUAUGUCAAGAAAAUUUCUCCUGAUUCUCAUUUGCCAGGUGAAUCUGAAGGAAAAAUUUGGAUGUGGACUCGUUGUUUGAGAUGUAAGAAUGGAAGUGAGAUAUCCACAAGGAGAGUCCCCUUAUCUAAUUCAGCGCAUAGUCUUUCAUUUGGGAAGUUCUUAGAGCUCAGCUUUUCAGGUCAUUCUGCUGCUAGUAGGUUAUCUGAAUGUGGGCAUUCAUUGCACAGGGAUUUCCUUCGGUUUUUUGGAUUAGGCUCAAAGGUUGCGAUGUUUGUUUAUUCAUCAGUUAAGAUAUAUGCUGCCUGUAAGCCGCCACCUGUUUUGGAGUUCCAUGAUCCAAAAGGUCAAGAGUGGUUUAAGAAAGAAAUGGAAGAUGUUCUUUUUCGAGGGCACAAAUUUUUCUCUGAAGUCUCGGACUUGUUGCAGAACUUGAAGUCUAGAUAUAUUGAUCCUCAUGCUAGACAAUGUGCUAAGAUCUCAGGUUCACUCAAGGAGUAUGCUGAAGUUGAAGAGAUGCUGAUAAAGGAAAAAACUGAAUUUGAGGCUUUUUUGCUGAAGGCAAUAGAUAACAAUGGUCAAGUGGACAUAUCUACUUAUGAGGUUCUUGAUUUAAAGUGGCUUAACCAGGAGCUCCUUCUUGAGUUAUACAUUUGGGACAGCCGUUUAAAUUGCCUUUUCCAGGAUAUGAAAUGUCAAAAGGAAAGUGUGGUUGUAGUUGAUGAAGUUUCAAGAGCGCCUAGUCAUGAAGAUGAAACAACCUAUUGUGCUGACAACACACAAAUUGAUGUUGAUGUUCAGUCAACCAAAAUUUGUGUUGAGACAAUUGAUAGCUCCAAUACGCUUCUUGAUAUUGGUUUGGCUGAUUUGGAACAACCAGCUGGAAUGCUUUCUGUUAAAUCAUGGAAUGAUGAGUUGGUUACAUCUGUCCUUGAACUAGAGCAAAGAUCAGGUUAUUUGCCUUCUGCUCCCAGAGAAAAUAAUAAGACUCAGGAAGUUUGCGCAUCUAUUUCCAGUGACAUACAAAAUCAUUCUGUACAAACUGUAGAGGAUCCUUUUGUUGAUAGAACAACUGAUGAGCUGAAACAUGACGAGGCAGUUACUAAAUCUUCUGUGAAUGAUAAUUCAAGUGUUUAUGCAAAAUCAGAAGGUCCAGAAGAUUUGAUAUGGGCUCCAUUUUCUGAUUUAAAGAGGGAAUACAGAAAUGACCUCAAUGAUGGUUCAUUUAGAAAGUUCAAAUUUAUGAAUACAUAUAUUCCAUCCCAUCUUUCUCCAUUGCACCGACCUAGUGAAACAGACUCAUUGUAUUUUCCAGUGGGCCCUGGUGGGAAUGUCUUGUCUGUUUCCCAGGAUGAGAUAUCAAGUAUAAUUGCCUGUGCACUUUCCGCAUCUGAAGAUCAUCCUACCUUGCCAGAGAAUGAACCAAUGGAACUGCAUAAAUCUUAUAGCUUAACAUCUGAAAGUUCUGGUAUCUCUACAUAUUGGUCUUCUAUGGGAUUAUCAGAGACAGAAGGAAUAAAUAUGUCACACAGUAUCUCCUCACUCUCAUUAGAUGAGUCAUUCACCUCCAUUUCUGAUGGUUCAAUAUCUGUUGAUCAUAUGCCAGCUUCAGAUAAUCUCCAUCCUCAGGUGUCUGUGGGGAUGGAUAAGGUUUCUGGGAGAAGCAUUUUCUCUGUAGCUUGCAUAUAUGCAAAGCAAUUUUACACUCUCAGAAAGAAAUGCUGUCCUUCUGAACUUGCCUACAUAUCCUCCUUAAGCCGUUGCAAGAAAUGGGAUGCUCAAGGAGGGAAAAGCAAAGCUUUUUUUGCAAAGACACUGGAUGACAGGCUUAUAAUUAAGCAAAUAAAAAAGGCAGAAUUAGAUUCCUUUUUAAAAUUUGGCCCUGAUUAUUUUAAGCAUGUUUUUCAUUCUUUAGAUUUGGGAAGCCAAACAUGUCUUGCAAAAGUCUUGGGAGUGUAUCAGGUUCGGCAAACCAAAAAUGGGAAAGAAAUAAAAACUGAUCUCAUGGUGAUGGAAAAUCUUUUGUUUGGACAUAAAGUUUCACGAACAUAUGAUCUGAAAGGUGCUAGCUUUGCUCGAUACGUUGCUGAUGCAAAGUAUAGCAAAACAGUUCUUUUGGAUCAAAAUUUUGUGGAGGACAUGUGCAAAUCACCUAUAUAUCUUGGCGGGAAAACUAAACAUCUUCUUCAGCGGGCCAUUUGGAAUGAUACUUCAUUUCUCACUUCUAUCAAUGUCAUGGACUACUCUCUACUUGUUGGAGUGGAUGAUGAGCGAGGAGAGCUUGUUUUUGGCAUUAUAGAUUAUUUGCGGCAGUAUACAUGGGACAAGCAGUUGGAGACGUGGGUGAAAGCUUCAAUGGUCGUUCCUAAGAAUGAACUACCAACCAUUAUUUCACCUAAAGAGUACAAGAAGAGGUUUAGAAAGUUUAUGGCCAAAUACUUCUUAGCGGUUCCUCAUAGUUGGAACUGUGAACACUGCUCACCGACGUGCAUAUUUUGUGUUGAUGGCAAAAAAAGUUAUGCCAAAGUUCAUAACACGGAGUUGGCAGAACAGUAAUAAUCCGUCCAGGCCAAAUUUAAAGUUGAUACUUCCUCAGCAGAAAAUUCAAUUUCUUAUUCUUUUCUGUACUUGCUUCAUUUGUAUAUAGUUAUUGCUUCAUCCUCCUGAUAUUUGCGAUUUUUUAAGCAAAUUUGUAGGUUAAGCUAGUUCCACUCUAUUUGUACCUAUGGGUUUGUCUAAAAUUGUACACCGAUUUUAAACCAACUCAAAGUAUGUUCUUUCUUGUCAAUGUUUAUCA